Messenger RNA from Quercus lobata, 3337 nucleotides. RefSeq lists its product as uncharacterized. NCBI's taxonomy places the organism in Eukaryota, Viridiplantae, Streptophyta, Magnoliopsida, Fagales, Fagaceae. The record is from RefSeq and is a predicted model, not a curated record. The transcript is spliced from 5 exons. Gene Ontology annotation, molecular function: zinc ion binding. Bases 224 to 3136 code for a protein of 970 amino acids.
GUUACUCUAACACUAUUCCACUCAAAAAAACAACAGCAAUUGAAUCAAAUCAUUUUCCUGAGAAAGAAAAAAAACUUCCUUAUACCCGUACACCCCUGUUUCAGAUUGUGAUCCACUCCAUCAAGAUCAACCGGUGAAACUCUCGGCAUCAAGAGAAGAAGGCAGUCCUAUCAAAACCCAUGUAAAGGAUAUUGAAGAUUUUCUCUCUUGGUUUUUACAGCAGAUGGCAAAUUUGAAGUUGACUGUUGAGAUUAAUUAUGGUGGCAAGUUUGUGUGGAACCCAAACCUAGAAUAUAUAGGUGGCAACAUAGCAUAUGAAGAUGUUGACCCUGAUUGUCUAAGUUUUUUCGAAAUACAAGGAUUGUGUGAGAAGUAUGGUGCACCCCGUACAAGUACAUAUCAUUACUUAAUUCCUGGAGGUAAUUUAGAGGAAGGCUUAAGAAUGAUAACUAGGGAUGCUGAGGUGCUGUAUAUGUGUGAAAUUCACAUAGCAUGGCCUACAGAUAGGUUGGUAUUAUAUGUGGAAGGUGGUGAACAGCCACUUGCUGUUGAAAAUGAAGUGGAUGAAAAUGAAGAAGUGAAUGUGGGUGGUGAAGGAGAUGAAGUGCUAGAAAUUGAUCAAAAUGAUAAUGUGGACUUUGAUUGGUUGGAGGAAGGGCUAGAAGGGCCAGAUUUUAAUGACGAUGUAUUUGGGGAGACUACAACCCCACAAAGGAGUAAUGCAGCAGCUAUUGAGGCCCCACAGAGCAGUAAUGCUAGGGAAAUUGAUGGUGUGGAUGAAAAUGAUUGGCUUGAACCACCUGUUGAGGAUGACAUGGAAAGUUUGGUAGGGUCUGAUGAUGAUGAACCGGCUGCUGGUUCAAUAGAGAAGGUUUUUAAUGUUCAAACUGGAAUGAAAAAACCUAAGCUGUGUAAGGGAAUGAAGUUUCCUAAUGCUAAGGUGUUUAGGGAGGCAUUGAGGGAAUAUGCUAUACAUAAACCUAUGGAUAUCUGGUUUAAAUUGAAUGAGAAAGAGAAGAUAUCUGUCUAUUGCAAGAACAAGUGUGGGUGGAGGUGUUAUGCAUCUAAAGUUAGUGGGGAGUUGACCUUCCAAAUAAAGACAUGGAUACCUGAGUGCACCUGCCCUAGAACCCUCCAAAACAGCCAAGUAACAUCAGCAUAUAUUGCUAAGAAGUAUAUGCAAGAUUUUAGCAAGAACCCUAAUUGGACUGUAGAGGGUGUGCAACACCAUGUGAAGGAUAAACUUGAGGUUGACAUAAGUGUGAGUCAAGUGUAUAGGUCUAAGAGGAAAGCCAUUGAUUUGAUUACUGGGGAUGAGCAGUUACAAUAUGGGAAGCUAAGAGACUAUGCAGAGAUGAUAAGGUUGAAUGAUGUAGGAAGUAGGGUUAUUUUGCAAACUGAGAUGGAGAAUGAAAAUUCUCAACCAAAAUUUAGGAGGAUGUAUAUAAGGUAUAAUGCACAGAAGGUUGGUUUCUUAGGAGGGUGUAGACCAAUCAUAGGAUUGGAUGGGUGCCACCUAAAAGGAAGAUUUGGUGGGCAAAUACUAGCUGCCACAGCUAGGGAUGGAAAUGAUAAUAUUUUUCCAGUUGCCUUGGCUGUGGUUGAACAAGAGAACAAAGACUCUUGGGUUUGGUUCCUUCAACAGUUUUCAGAUGAUAUUGGAAAUCCAGAGCAACUAAAUUUUGUCUUUAUCAGUGAUAGGCAAAAGGGACUUAUACCUGCAAUUGAGAUGUUAUUUCCAACUGUAGAGCAUAGGUACUGUGUGAAGCAUAUCUACAAUAACUUCAAAGUUAACCACAAGGGGUUGGAGUUGAAGGAUGCAUUAUGGAGAUGUGCUGGAGCCACAACUAUUAAGGAGUUUGAGAAGAGAAUGCAAGAAUUAAAGGAUCUAGACCCUAAGGCUUGGGAGUAUCUUGCUGACAUUAAUCCUGCCCAAUGGUCUAAGUCUCAUUUUACUUGCAGAGCAUUAAGUGAUUGUUUAGCCAACAAUCUUAGUGAAUUAUUCAAUUCCAUGAUUUUGAAGGCUAGGGACAAGCCCAUCUUAGCAAUGUUAGAGUGGAUUAGAGUUAGGCUAAUGACCAAUCUCUAUAAAAAGAGGAAAGGUAUAGAGAAGUAUGUUGGGAAAGUGUGUCCAAAUAUUCAAGACAAGUUAGAGAAGUUGAAACAAGAGAGUAUACCUUUUUGUGCUACUCCAUCUGGUAGGUUCAUGUAUGAAGUUGAUAAUGACCGUGAAAGGCAUGUGGUUAAUUUGACAAAUAGGACAUGCAGCUGUAGGAUAUGGGAUUUAACUGGACUGCCUUGCAAACAUGGCAUUACUGCUAUUUUUAAGAACCUAGAGAAGGUUGAAGAUUAUGUGCAUCCUUGCUACCUAAGGGAAACAUAUCUUCAAACUUACCAGGAGAUUAUUCAACCAAUGCCUGGCCAAUCAGAAUGGGUUCAAACUGGACAUGCUGCUCCUGUUGCCCCUCAUGUUUACAAGCCACCUGGUAGGCCUCCUAAGCUAAGGAAAAAAGCCCCUGAUGAGCCAAGGAACCCAUAUAGGAUAUCUAGAAUGAACAAGACUAUCAAAUGUGGGAAGUGUCAUAAAGAAGGGCACAAUUCAAGAGGUUGCAAAGCUAUCAUUACUGGUGAGACUACAUGGCAGAGGAGACAGAGGCUUCAAAAGGAUAAAGUUGGAAUUAAUUCAGCAAGUAGGACCAAGAAGAAUGUUACUGAGACAAGACCUCAAAUCACAACUCAACCUGCAUCCCAACCUGCAUAUCAACCUUUUGCUAACACCUCUAGAUCUCAGCCUUCAUCCUCACAACCAGCUAACAGAGCUUCAACUCCACAAGCCGCCUCUAGGGCCUAUUGGUACUCUUCAUCUAGUCAACCAAACUUUCAUGUGCCUAGAGAGACAUGGGAUUCUAGACCAUCAUUAUCCCAGCCAAGAAGUGGUGUUGCUGGUGUAGCUAGUGUGGUUGGUGCAUUUGCUGUUGCUAGUGUAGCUAGACAAAUUAAUGGUGGAGGUACUACUAUGGGUACCAGAGGAAAAGACAAUAUAUCAAGUGCUGAAAAAUCCAAGGCAGUAGGUGAUAAGGGCAGAACAUCAAGACCAUCAAAGUUUCAACCGGUUGGUGGGAAGAGCAGUACAUGAUGACCAACAAACUAGAAGGAAGCUAGAUGAGAUGUUUUGUUUUUGUGUGGUCCACAUACCUAGUAUAAUUAGUAGUUUAAAUGGUCAAACAAUGGUUAAGAGAUGUGUUUCUGUUUUGGUUAAGAGAUGUGUUUCUGUCUUUGUCAAACAAUGGUUUUACUUUUGGUUGUAAUCUUGUUAUUAAGGUGGAAAGGUUUUAAU